Messenger RNA from Malus domestica (apple), 561 nucleotides. Its product is annotated as probable 2' cyclic ADP-D-ribose synthase BdTIR. Gene Ontology annotation, biological process: signal transduction. Lineage: Eukaryota; Viridiplantae; Streptophyta; Magnoliopsida; Rosales; Rosaceae. The record is from RefSeq and is a predicted model, not a curated record.
AUGCAGCGUUCACCAGCUUUGGUUCGCAAUUUCCUCCGCCAGGGAAGCAACCAAAUCCUAACCGUUAAAUCACACCCGCCAUGCGACGUGUUCAUUAACCACCGGGGGAUCGACACCAAGAGAACCGUGGCCGGAUUGCUCUUUUACCAUUUCUCAAGGCUCAACUUGCAUCCUUUCUUGGACAGCAAGAACAUGAAACCUGGGGACAAGUUGUUCGACAAAAUUGAUGCGGCGAUCCACAAAUGUAAGGUGGGGGUUGCCGUGUUUUCGCCUCAUUAUUGCGAAUCUUACUUUUGCCUCCAUGAGUUGGCUCUGCUCAUGGAGUCUAAGAAGAGGGUGAUACCAGUUUUCUGUAAUGUAAAGCCGUCUCAACUUAAGGUCAGGGACAAUGGAACUUGCUCCCCAGAUGAGCUAAAAAGGUUCAGUUGGGCACUUGAAGAAGCUAAGUACACGGUUGGACUCCCUUUCGACUCCUGUAAAGGGAACUGGUCGGAGUUCCUAAAAGAGGCUUCUCAUGCAGUGCUGCAGAACUUGGUUGAGGUAGAAGAAGGAGCAUACUGA